AGAUGGCACAAGAAUCUACAAGACGUUAUGCUGAGAAUAAAACUUUAUCUUUGAUUGAUGGCAUUCCUGUUGCAAUCAAAGAGGAAAUUGGAGUGGUAAGCGAAUCACAUUCCCGUAGCUUAUACUUUAACUAAGCUUGCGUACUGUAGAAUCUCCACAGAAACUUGAACUAUGCAUGACUGUGUUCUCCAGCUGAACUUACGUUUAACUUGGUACUUCCUAGACCCCCAUACGCAGAAACUCACUGAAUUCAGUACGAAAAAUCAAUUUAUGUAGAAAUGUAAUAAAUUUUUAGCCUACUAUUUUUUUAAGUCAGGCUUCAGAGUUGCAAAAAGUAUUCAACCUUCCUCCGGGUAAGAAUUCAAGUUUUCAAACCUUUCUCAAAAUAAUGCGAAUGAUGGCUUUUUCAAAGUGAAUGCAAAAAAUUUAAAUUAUGCACCGUAAUUAAAAAUGGGCUUCUUAUUUCUAUUUCCUACUGAAUAUUUUUCAAUUGCUAUUUUAUUCCCCUCUGUAUUAUCCAUUUGGUAUCGGUACUAUUACAAUAGUUACAAGCACAAAUACACAAUAUCAGUAUCCUGCCUAGCCACCUCAGUCUGCCUGGUGUUAUGUCUUCCUCACUUCUGUCAGGCUAAACCAUAGACCUAAAAAAAACUAGAGCAUGUGGUCUUUCAGAAUAAACAAAUUUUAGAAACACUUCAUCAUAAAAAGCAAAUAUUAAGGGACUUAAAACUGCAAAAGCUUAAGCAUUGAAGUGGAUGAGUUGGACGUCAUCAUUUAUCCAAUUUCGUUGAUCCAACCACAUUUUGAUUAUUGCAGUAGCAUCUGGGGCAAUUUGGAGAAGGCCCCGGGAUGCAAGCUUCAAAAAUUACAAAAUAGAACUGCACGGAUUAUUGCAGAGUCCGACUACAAUGUUCGUUCAGCUCAGAUCUUGAACUCCCUAAACUGGGAUAACCUUGAGAAAAGACGCUCUCCGCAAUUCUGGGAGUCUUACUGUAUAAAAAGAUUAACAAAAUGGUGUCCGACUAGCAAAUUGACACCAACUAAUGUAAUUACACAACUACAAGUUGUGCCACUCUGUCGAGGCAAAGCUUUUUGUCCCAAGAUCUUUGACCUAGUCGCUUUAAGAAAAGUUUUGCGUAUAUAGAGGAACCGUCCUGCGGAAUAGCCUACGUGACGAAUCUGUAAAUGCUAAACUAAACAUCGAAUAAUAUGGUCUGCAGUUGCACCAAUCUUACCCAUUUACAAUCUUACCUAUUUACCUACGAGCAUUUUGUACAAAAAUUGGAAAACAUCGAUCGGAAAACUUAGUCAUUUUUCAGCUACGUCGAAGCUCACGCGAAAUACACGCGUGUUUUAUAAACAAGUUUUCGUUGGCAGGGAUGCAACGAAGGCCCUUCGUCUGGAGUUACUGAGAGGUUGCAACGAAGGCCCUUCGUCUGGAGUUACUGAGAGGUCUCUCUAUAUUGGCCAAUCUAUAAGGGAUCUCUCUAUUGGCCAAUCUAUAAGAGAUUUCUCUAUUGGCCAAUGUAUCACCCAAUCAUAAGGCCGUUUACCUGGAGUUAUCGUUCCAGUAUUUAUGCGUCCAAAAAGUAAGUAUAAGAGAUUUCUCUAUUGGCCAAUUUUCACCCAAUCAUAAGGCCGUUUACCUGGAGUUAUCGUUCCAGUAUUUAUGCGUCCAAAAAGUAAGUAAAAAAAACUCUGAAGUAUUAUAAUUUAUUUAGGCAGGUUACCAUAAGCGAUGUGGUACAGUGUUUAUGGGGCAAGUGGUGGAAGAACAAGAUAGCAAUUUGGUGGCUAAACUACGUGGUCUUGGAGCCAUCAUCAUUGGAGUGACCAAUAUGCAUGAGUUAGGACUGGGAACUACUGGAGUUAACCCAAACAGGUAAUUGGUUGUGAUAGACGGCUAGCAGUCAUGUACAAAACAGUAUUUAUAAGCUUUUAGUAAUUUUAUUCAUUCGAAUUUAGAAAUAGAUUUAAUUAAAAUACAAUGGCGACAAAAAAAUUUAUUUUCUCAUUCGAAAGAAUGUUUAAAAUUAUUUAUAGAAUGUUGUUACAGUUUUUUAUAUUAUGCUUGAUUCUUGAAAUAUUUUGACUGAAUGCAAUCAGCUGUCCCCAUUCAUGGAUUAUUGAGGAUAUGCAUGUUACGCAACAAGUGGGAUGACACAAGUUUUUUUAUCUUGACAGCCAUAGAUCAAUAUCAACCCGAAACUCGUUUUUGGUUCCUGUUUCUCGAAUUGAAUAAAGACAUUUCAAACACCUUUUGAUUGUUUCUCAGCAACUUAGAAGUAAUUUAGAAGUAAGGCUAACCCAAUGGGCGAACAUUGCGCCGUGGACGUCAUCAAAACAAUAGCUAACUAGAUAAGGAAUUAAUCCUAGAUUGCGGACAGCUCAUUGCUUUCAAUCAAAAUUUUCAAGAGUUAAGCUUGAUAUGAAAAAUCUGUAACAAAGUUUUGUAGAUAAUUUUAAACCUUUCAAAUAAGACAAUAAAUGUUUUUUUUGCCAUUGUCCUUUUAAGAAUACCUCAACCUCAGCACACUGCGGUAAACAAAACUUUGUGGCUUUCUUCGUGUUUGGCGGAAACGGCAGCUUCUUAAAAAAGACAAAAUUUGCUCGACUGUAACCGGAACAAAGUGGGAAGCCAUUUUGUUUUUGGCCGGAGGUGAAUAGUGCAUGGAUAUCCGGAACUGAGCAACCAAUCAAAAUGCGUGAAAAGCACUCCCGAGUAUAUGAUAAUUAACAAUUAUUCGCCGAAAGCGAAGUGAUUACCGGUGAAUAUUCACCGAGACGAAGUCGAGGUGAAUUAACUGUAAUCACUGAGCCUGAGGCGAAUAAUUGUUUUAGUAUAAAUUUUUAAUGAAUAAAACAAAAUAUCCAAAUAUCAGUUGAAUUAAAAUUCAGAAAUAAAACUGUUUUCGGCCUGUUCACGGUCUGUCACUAAUAGUGUUGCAGUGUUUCUUGUACACGCCAACCCUGGGAACGAGGUUGUGUACACACAAGCUUUCAAAUUGGCAAUUACAAAGUUGUUUUUCUCGAUUUCUGCUUAGAAUAUAAACACAAUAACGGAAUGACUUUUCACCAGACUUAGAAUUAAAAAAUAGUUUCCGUUUAGCAUUAAUUGUUCAGGAAAUGGCUGAGAAAUUUGGUAAAAUAAAAUGUAAAACUAUAGCGUUCGAAACAAAGUUUUAAUAACACUUUUCGGCAAGGUUUUUCCCAACAGUCGGGAUAGUUUUUGCUAUUUGUUUGAAGUGAAUGUUUCAGAGUUUUACUAAGUUUUAAAUUGUCCGUGAAUAUGUUUCACACAGUAAAAUAAUAAAGGAAUCCUACCUUUCAAGUUUAAUACAACAUUCUGCCCUUCUAGCUUUCGCUUUCUGGGGACGAUUUUUUUCAAUAUUUUGUCGAUUUUGAAACCAAAUUUGCCGAAUUAUUCUUUUUGAAAAGCAUUAUUUACUACCCAGGCGGUACCCUGGAUUCCAGAGCCUUCGACAGUAAAUAAUAAAUUGAAAUGUCGCGAAGGCUCUGGUUCAACGGGGAGAUUCUUUGAUUAAACCGCGCCAAUCACAAAACAGAAUUAGUGGUUUUAGUACAGAAUCUGUACUAAAACCACUAAUUCUGUUUUGUGAUUGGCGAGGUUUAAUCAAGAAUCUCCCCGUUGAACCAGAGCCUUCGCGACGUUUCAAUUUAUUAUUUACUGUCGAAGGCUCUGGAAUCCAGGGUAUACCCAGGCGGUAAAUAAUGCGUCAGAUUUACUAGUCAACUAGCCAGUCAGAACGCGUGAAAGCUCAUUUGAUAUGCAAAAUUUAUACUGAUUACCCAUAUUAACUACCCAGUUCUGUGCCAGCGUAGCAGUGACAAUAUAAACACGUACCAGAAAGCUGUGGAUUGAGAGGGUUCAAUAACCUGAAAAAUACAAGGCAAGCAAAUCUUUGACGUUUUAUAAGAAGAGCCUCUGGUCGAAACGUCGAAGUUUCACUUGUAUUUUUAAGGUAUAGUCAAUGGACCUUUAACCUUAUAACUAAAAUUUUGAUCUAGACAAGUCUAGACAAACAUUUCAUCACAGCUUGAAAGAGCAUCACAAAAUUAGUAAUAUUCCGAAGUUUCGUUGUGAAAUGUUGUAAAAUGCGGAUAGUAUAGCCUUGCGAAGUUUGCAAUUUUCAGUCAUUUCACAUUACAAACGGGAAAUUGAUACCCAAACACCCGAUUUGGGUAUCAAUUUCCCGUUUGUAAUCUAAAAUGACUGAAAAUUGCAAACUUCGCAGGGCUAUAUUGUCCGCAUUUUACAACAUUUCGUAACGAAACUUUGGAAUAUUACUAGAUCAAAAUUUUACUUAUAAGAUUAAAGGUCCAUUCCUCUCAAUCAUAUUUGCAUGUGUAUAAGACAACGUUAUAAAUAAAUAAAUAAGUCUGAAGUUAACGUUUAGUUUUCAAAUUUUCAGUUGCCAUGGUACAUCACGCAAUCCAUAUCAUCUUGACUGCUAUGCUGGCGGAAGUUCUGGAGGAUCUGGUUCUGCUGUGGCUGCAGGUAUACUCUGUUUUUCUUCUACAAUGACAGAACCAUCUUCAGAGAAACGUGAAGAGAAAAUUACAAAGGUUUUUUACACUACCAAAAUUAACUAUGAAAGUUGACUCGAGCAGGAUUUUAACUUGCCCCUUCUGUACUCCGGUUCGCCACUUUAGUUAUUGAGCAUUGAGCUAUCGAACCAACAGGGAUUGGUGGCGAUUGUUUUCAUUUUUAGUGCCGUGCACGAAACAUUUCCAGUCUGGAUUGGUAUAGGCUUGUUUAUAGAGUAAAGCCACUGAUCUAAUAGUAGAGUAAAGCCCUGAUCUCAUUUGACCGGACCAAGCUUAACAUCAUGGUUCAAAUUUUUAUGGGAGUUGACGAGUAUUUUUGCUUAUUUGACCAGUCAACUGAACUGUCACGCAACUCUUGUUCUCGUUUGACCAGGGCAUGAGAGUUGACGAAACUCUCAAACAAAAUAAAGGUUUGAUAAGUGUUCCAACUAUAUUUUAACUUAAGUAUAAUACAUGAAAGUGUUGGGAAAACUUUUAGAACAGCAAACCAAUAUCACGUGACCGCCAACUCUCAUGUACUCUCAUCUUCGUUUCAUCCGGGCUUUAUGCUUGAAAUCUUAAACAUUACGUCUCAUUCUCUAUUACUGUAUAGGUAUAUGUCCAGUUGCCAUUGGUAAAGACGGAGGCGGCUCCAUUCGUAUCCCUUCCACACUUUGUGGUGUUGUUGGAAUUAAACGUAAGAUAUAAAUUCAGGAGUUGUGAAUUAAUAGUUUCAACUGCCUGAAAAAUAUCAGCAGAACUUUGACGUUGCGAGCCAAGGGUGCAACGAGGGCCUUCGCUCGUUCUUCUGAUAUUCAGAUAGUUGAAUUCCUAGCAAUUCACAGCUUUUCUGUUGUUGUCACUACCUACACAGGCAAACAGGUGGGAAAAUUGUCGUCGUUGACCAAAUUGAUCGCGGACGCUUUCUUUUUGCCAGCAAGAAUUGUGAAAACAACAAAAACACAGAUUUCGCUACCCUGUUUCUCGUACUGCAGCGGAGGGAAAAUAAAAGAAAGCUGGCAGACGUAAACGUUAAUAAACGUUAAUCUAGAACACAAUUACUUGUCGCAAUCGGGAAAUUAGCAGUUAAGAAUUCUUCGCUGAAACGUGACCGAAAAUGACGUUUCUUGCAAAGUGUGUGUUUUCUAUGGCAAAUAACCUCGAGCAUGAACUUAAUAUUGAUGGAAUGCUCCGCGUUUAAUGUGAUUUUCUACACUAAAUUUUGCGCAAUAACACUGAAAAUAACUCAGAUUUGUGGAUAAAGGUUAGAUCUACCUGAUACACCUACGGAGCUGUGGAUUUAGUACUUGGUUUGCUGUAUUUUGGCACAGAAUAGGAAGUUAUACCAGAAGCGUAACUCUAGUCGUUUCCCUUAUUGUUUGACGUCCACGAAAAUUUUAACUCGCUCACGUCAGGCCACGCCAUCCUGGCUAGUACAGCCGGAAGUUUUAUCAGGAUUUGGUAGGUACAAAGUGCCGGUUGUACUAGCCAGGAUGGCGUGAUUGAUGACGAAUCGCUUGUAAAAACGCGGACAAAUAUUUGCUCGAGUUACGCUUCUGGUAUAACUUCCUAUUCUGUGAUUUUGGUGGGAACUUUUGUUUGGAAUUCGCAAUUUAGUCGAUUUUCAUUUCAGACUUUUGGUGAAACCGUUUAAUUUGAUCACGCAAGCAUACGACGCACGCGACCAGAUCAACCGUAAAAAGUUAAGAAUAAAAUUUGAACUCUGAAGUGGACGCGCAACUGUAAUUAGAACUCAUUAAAAUCAUUUAACUCUAAUAAUUGGUUAUUUACGAUUUCCACUGAAAAUGGAAAGAUACAAUCGCAAAACCUUUGAAAUUUUAAAGACACUUUUCAUCUGGCUUCUUACUCCAUUCCGCGUUAUUUGGUUAUUUACAAGAUCUAAACCGCAGCUUACGGUUUUGGACGAUGAAACAACUUUUAAACGAGUCAUUAUAUCUUCAGAACUAGCAAAGUUACCUGACAAAUUGUGUUUUAUUUGGAUGUCAACGCGAGAUAUAUUUUUACGAAAAUCCAGCUAUCCUUGCAAACAUCGAUAUGGUUUGGAAUUCAGUAUAAAACAUAAAAGCCUGCAUUUAGUCUUGUGUAUCCUCCUUGCUGGUGAUAUCGCUACCAAUCCAGGUCCGACUUUACCGAAUGCGCAGUUUGGCAACCUAUCUCCGUCACAUCUACAAGUUCCUGUUGACGAGCGCCCUAACAACGAAUUUGGACCAGCCAUCGCUCUUGCCAAUAUGAUGUCGCUUGCGCCAAAGAUUGAUGAGCUGAGAUGCUUUGUUGAGAAUACAAAACCUGAUUUAAUUUCAUUAACUGAAAACUGGCUCAAUGACUCUAUUAGCGAGCACCAUCUUAAUAUUCCUGGUUAUAAUCUGCUAUUGAAGAACCGUACUUCUGGUGUGCAUGGUGGUGUCGGACUUUACAUAAAAAACUCCAUCAAGUUUAACGCUCUCACUGACAUCUACCACCCUCAACUUGAGGUGCUUUGGACAUACAUUAAACCCACGCGACUCCCCAGAGGUAUACCCUGUGUAAUUGUUGGAACUGUGUACCAUACACACUACCCUGUAGGUGCUAGUGAUAACGCAAUGUUGGACUACCUGGCAUCAUCACUAACUGUUAUCGAAGGUCGUUACCCUGGGUGUGGUAUAUUAAUAACAGGUGACUUUAAUCGCUUAAAUGUGAGUCGUCUCCUUAAGCAAUUCAAGCUAAAACAGCUCGUUCGCGGUCCAACAAGAGGCGAAAGGACUCUCGAUCUCAUUAUUACGAACAUGCCUCAAUUGUAUGACAUGAACUUGUUGCAGAGCUUUCCGCCUUUUGGGUUAUCUGACCAUUCCGUGUUACUGUUGCAGCCUAAACCGAGAACUGCACAAAGCUGUAGCCGUCGUUCUGUGACUCGAAGGGAUACUCGUCUGAGCCGCCGGCAUGAACUUGGAAGGUAUCUGAGCUCGAUUGACUGGUCGUUUCUUGAUUUCGUUACUGGCUGUGAAAGCAAAUUACAACUCUUCCUUGAUCUGAUGCUCCCUGGAUUACCCCAGAAUUUAAAACUCUUAUUAAACUACGCCAGAAAGCCUACGCACAAGGUGAUCAAGAUCGUUUCCGACAGCUCCGAAAUGUGGUAAACCGUGAAAGAAAAGUGCUUCGUUGUAGAUAUUACACCUCCAGAGUUGCAAACCUCAAGAAUACGAAACCAAGCCAGUGGUGGAAUGAGGUUAAAAAGAUUUCAGGAAUGGUCCCUGCUGCAACGACCGGUGAUAUUCGCUCACAACUUCACAUUAGUGGCAUCGAUGGAAUGUCGAAUAAGGAUAUCACUGACCUGAUCAACACUGCACUUCUCGAACCUAUGCAAAUAUACCAACCACUUGAGUAGUAUAGGAACUGCCGGUUCUAGACCACUAGUUUUUUUUCUAGACCAGUAGUUGUUUUUUUUCUAGACCACUAGUUUUUUACCUUUAGUAAAAAUUAAUUAUUUAUUUUUAUUAUAUUAA
This is a messenger RNA of Paramuricea clavata, 8048 nucleotides long. The record is from the annotation of a GenBank genome assembly. NCBI's taxonomy places the organism in Eukaryota, Metazoa, Cnidaria, Anthozoa, Malacalcyonacea, Plexauridae.